This is a messenger RNA of Exserohilum turcica Et28A, 1863 nucleotides long. RefSeq lists its product as uncharacterized. NCBI's taxonomy places the organism in Eukaryota, Fungi, Ascomycota, Dothideomycetes, Pleosporales, Pleosporaceae. The transcript has 2 exons. The record is from RefSeq and is a predicted model, not a curated record. Bases 1 to 1863 code for a protein of 620 amino acids.
AUGCCCUCCUAUCAAUCGGUUCAGCAAAAAUAUGCCGAGGAACGUGACAAGUGCCUUGCAUCGUCAACAAUCGGCAAAUACAAUGAUAUCCGCCAACCAGGCCUUGAAGAUCUCGGCCAUGACUUGUUCGCCGACUACGAAGCCCUCGCGAGUAAAGAGCAACCGCUCAAAGACGGCUGCGAGGUCAAGUUUCUCUUUGGCGGUGCUGGACACAACGCAGUCUUCUUCGCCUACCAUCUGAUUCAGCGAGGCAUCAAACCAGAAGACAUGUGUCUGGUAGAUAUGGCGGGGGGUUUUGGUGGCACAUGGUAUUGGAAUCGGUAUCCAGGGCUGACCUGCGAUGUCGAGGGAUACAUCUACCUGCCCCUGCUGGAAGAGACUGGAUACAUGCCCCGACAAAAAUAUUCUUGUGGCCAUGAGAUUCGUGAGCAGAAUGAGCGUAUCGCUGCCCAGUUCGGCCUCCGAGGCAUGUUCUGCUCCCGCAUUGAGAGUGCAGACUGGGAUGAAGAUGCUGCAAGAUGGGUUGUUAGGCUUACGCAACAGCUCGGUCCAAACAAGCAGCCUGAGCAGCUGACUGUUAGAUGUCAGUUCUUUCUUCCCUGCGGUGGCUGGUUUAUCGCGCCCAAGGCUCCGGCCAUGCCUGGAUUCGAGGGAUUCAAGAAGAAUGUAAAGGUCUUUCACACUGCACGUUGGGACUACAACUACACUGGCGGUAACGAGUACAACCAGGAGCUUGUGCACCUAAAAGAAAAAAGAGUUGGAAUCAUUGGCACCGGUGCAACUGGUGUUGGUGUCAUUCCUGAGCUGGCAAAGUGGGCCAAGCAUCUUUACGUCUUUCAGCGGACGCCCUCGUAUUGUGGACCACGCCCUGACUCCCAGACGACGCCGGAAUCUUGGGCCAAGGUCGCAUGCAAACCAGGGUGGCAAUACGAGAGAUCCGAGAAUUACAACAGGUUCCUGACGAACGACUGUGCAGAGGUAGAUCUAGUCAAUGAUGGCUGGACUCACACGCGCGGCUUCUCAGGCGCCAGUGGGAGGCGGGUCGUCGUUACCGAAGAAAAUUUUGAGCAAAUCUUUGACGAGAUGAUGAAGGUGGAUGUAGUCCUGGCUGAGAAAGUGCGUGCACACAUUGCGAAGGAAGUGCGGAAUCCAGAAACAGCGGAAAAACUGACGCCUUGGUAUCCCGGCUGGUGCAAACGUCCUACUUUCCACAACACCUACCUGCAGACAUUUAACCGCGAUAAUGUCACGCUAGUGUACACUCCCGAGGGCGUCACUUCGUACACAGACAAAGCCGUUGUCGCCAACGGCGAAGAGUACGAGCUUGACUGCCUUGUUCUUGCCACAGGAUUCAGCUCUACUCUUCACAGCUUCAGGAGCCCAAUGGAGUCUUUAGACGUUUCCGUAACGGGCCGCAACGGCCGCUCUUUCACCAGCAAAUGGUCCGGGAAAGACUUUGGCACGCUGUUCGGCAUCGCCACGCAUGAUUUCCCCAACCUAUUUUUCUGCAGUGUGUCGGGCUCUUCCAUCAGCACUAACAGCAGCUCGCUGUUCUACAUGACUGGAAAUCUGCGCGCGCAUGUUAUAACAAAGGCAUUGCAGCAGGCUAAGAAUCCCGACAAGGUGAUUGUGGAGGCUGACAAGGAAGCCGAGGACAAGUGGACGGAUAUGUGCGAGGCCCGUUCUAUGUUCUACAAACUCGUUCGUACGUGCACGCCUGGCUACAUUGCGGCCUUGAAGGGGACAAAAGACACUGAUGCUGAACUGCGCUAUGCACCGUUCUCCGGGGGGAUCUUGGAAUACACGGAGCAAAUCAACAAGUGGAUAGAGACGAGCAAUCUGGAAGGGUUUACGAUUGAAUGA